Cryptomeria japonica (Japanese cedar) is the source of this 1578-nucleotide messenger RNA. Its product is annotated as leucine-rich repeat receptor-like protein kinase PEPR2. Gene Ontology annotation, molecular function: protein binding; protein kinase activity; ATP binding. The record is from RefSeq and is a predicted model, not a curated record. Gene Ontology annotation, cellular component: plasma membrane. Gene Ontology annotation, biological process: protein phosphorylation. The transcript is spliced from 3 exons. The coding region runs from base 1 to 1578 and encodes 525 amino acids. Lineage: Eukaryota; Viridiplantae; Streptophyta; Pinopsida; Cupressales; Cupressaceae.
AUGACCGAAAAUAAGUUGCAAGGAAGAAUACCAUGGAGUCUUGGGCACUGUAAAAAUCUGAGUUCCAUAAACCUGUCCAUGAAUCAACUCAAUGGAAGCCUUCCUGCAGAAUUAGGACAACUCUCCAAGAUACAGAAGUUGAACCUUUCCUCUAAAGCUCUGGCUAGUCCGCUUCCUCAGGAGCUAGGUAAAACUUCUCUCUUGUUUUCGUUGGAUUUGAGUUUUAAUUCAUUCAAUGGUUCUCUACCGGACCAAUUAGCCAGUCCAAAGAAAUUGCAAUGUCUAAUUUUAGAAGGAAAACGUUUUGGUGGAAGCAUUCCAGCUUGGUUGUCCGAUUUGAGACAAUUGCUACAACUCAAUUUGGGCCAAAAUCAAUUCCAAGGUCGAAUUCCGUCAUCACUAGGAAAUCUAGAAAAUCUAGAAAUUGGUUUAAAUUUAGGCAAUAACAAAUUGAGUGGAACAAUUCCAGAGGGCCUAGGAAAUCUAAAUAAACUAGAGAGAAUGGAUUUGUCAUCCAACAACCUCUCUGGCAUCAUCCCUUCUACCCUAGACAGUCUGUUGUCCCUCGAAGCAAUCAACAUUUCCAAUAAUCAGCUCACGGGAUGCAUACCUAAGUCAUGGUUGAAGUUGUGGAAUUCUUCCUCAAGUUCAUUCACUGACAAUCCAAAUUUGUGUGCAACAGAGAAACAGAGUACUUUCUGUAAGUGCAAAGGCGAUCUUCCUUUAUCUGAUAAGGAAAUCAAGCAUCUCGGCAAAGUCUAUAUAGUCAUUACUGUGAUUGGAGCUACGAUACAGUUAAAUCGUAAACACAGAGAGGAGAGAAGCAUAAGCAGAAAGUUCAAAACAGCAGGACAAAUUUGUCACAGGAAUCUGGUUAAAGUUUUGGAGAUAUGGCAAAUGAAAGAUCGCGGGUUCGUUCUAUACGAGUACAUGUCCAACGAGAGUCUGAAUGAUGUAUUGCACGAGAUGAAACCCCCUCCAGUUUUAGGAUGGGAUAUCCGUUACAACAUUGCUAUUGGUACAGCUCAUGCGCUAUCUUACCUUCACCAUGACUGCAAGCCAGGGAUUUUACACGGUGAUAUCAAGCCCAGCAAUAUACUGCUGGAUUCAGAUAUGGAACCCCAUAUUUCUGAUUUCGGGAUUGCUCAACCCAUGGACGGGUCACUCACUACUGAUUCUUCCUCAUUAAUGGGUACUUUGGGCUACAUUGCACCUGAACGUGGACAGUCAACCAGAAUGACAGAGAAGAUAGAUGUUUACAACUAUGGUGUGAUGUUGUUGGAAUUGAUAAUGAGGAAAAAGGUGAGGGAUUCGAGUUUUGCAGAAAGGAUGGAGAUCGUGAGAUGGGUAAAAUCAUACAGUGGAAGGGAAGAUGCAAUGAUUGAUGUAGAGCUUGGAGACGAAGUGACAGAAGCAGCCAUCAAGGGAGACAUGGUGGGCAUGGUUAGAAUUGGCCUGAAAUGUAUAGAGGAUAAGGCUGAGGACAGGCCUUCCAUGAGAGAAGUGGUGGAGAUGUUGAGAGCAAUUAGGCCCCUAGAAGCACUUUUUAAAUUCAGAGUUGAGAUUUGCCAAGUCUAA